This is a messenger RNA of Heterobasidion irregulare TC 32-1, 1841 nucleotides long. RefSeq lists its product as uncharacterized. Lineage: Eukaryota; Fungi; Basidiomycota; Agaricomycetes; Russulales; Bondarzewiaceae. The record is from RefSeq and is a predicted model, not a curated record. The transcript is spliced from 3 exons. Bases 504 to 1841 code for a protein of 445 amino acids.
CAUGAUGCAUGCAUGAUCAUUCUGUCCCUCAUUGUCACUUGGCGUAUCCUCUCGUAUCCUGAUGCAACAUGGCGCAACCUAGUGUCCCUAUGGUUCAGAUCCGCCGCUAGAUCUUCCACUUCAUCGUAAACUGAGUGCUCUUGACAGCUUCUUCCCCAUCCAUGAUCGAUCUAUCUUCUGAUGUCAACUUCUGUAACAUGGCGUAUCAUCUCGUACCCUGGUGUAACACGGCGCAACAUGGCGUAUCUGGUAAUUCUCUGUUGGGUUUUUGACUCUUCUGACAAGCGCCACGACUGUGUGCGAUUAUGAUCAAUGACCGAGUAGCGGACAUGAUGGCGGACAUGUGAGUCUUUAGUGGUGCCACUUGACAUCUUGAGAAGUAUGGAACAUCGAUUCGCCUGAAUUUGAGGUUUCAGCUUCGAGAAAUUUCCGAGGUCAUAUAUAUAUGGACAGAGGGCUCUCAGGUCCUUGCCUCCCGACAUCUGGCAGUAUCUGGCAGUAUUAUGGCAACUCCGGAAAGUCUCCUUACAGCUCUUUAUCCAUUCGUUCCUCUCCUCUCCUCGCAGAGAAGAUUCAACCCCGAUGUCAGCAAAAAAGUCCGUAGAUAUCUCAAUGCGCUAGCCCUCAUCAGCGUAGCACGCCCAGCAGGGGAUGUUAUUGCCGUAACUCUGGCUACGCGCAAGGAAGAGACCGCAUUAUACAUUGCGACCAAUGGGGGAGUAUCUCAAUCAGUCGUGGACCAUCUUCGAGCUGUGUGGCGCUGCCUUCGACAAAUAUCUCGAGGUCCCGCUGGUAGUUCUUCAGACUCGAAAGGUUUCUCUCAAGAGUUGCGAAUGGAGAUUGUCCAUCGGAUCUAUCACUUUACGUGGAAGAAAUUUCAGCGUCGUUUCAAUAAACGUGCACCUGUAUUUCUGGAAUCUGUUCGACGCUUGAUUGGCGAAAUGUCUGAUCAGGACCCUGCUCUGCUGAAGAAUAUCGAGUCUAGUUUCCUGAAAAUAGGAGCCCUGACACGGCUUGGCACUCCCGAAGACAGUGAUAUAGAUUCUCUUGUGGAACAGCUCGAUGCCAUCCAAUCGACUAUCUCAAAUCUGUAUGGUACAAUCCAAUAUGACGUUCGGCGGUAUCUUAAAAAGGUUCUUGCCCUCCGUAACCAUAUCAAUGACCUACUCUCGGUUGGAUGGGACAAAAAAUUCCAGUCGAUGCUCUCUGCGCCCCUACGCAUUGUUCCAAUUCCGGCCAUGUCUCGCCAAUUUAUGGUCAAUUUAGACGAUCCUGCUUUUGUACUCCAUUGCUUUGGAAGCCAAGAGGAGGUUCAUAAAGCGCGCCCCCGAUGGAUCAGAGAUGUACUCAAUAAAGUACGCUUGGAACUCACUAAAAAGAAGCACAUCUCGACCUUGGGCGAUGACACAUACUCUUGUGCUGAGGUUUACACUCAUUGCGAGUGCGCUUUGGUCGUAUACCUCCAGGAUCAUUCUGAGGUAAAUCCGAUUCGUUUCAUUGGUGUCUCUAAACUAUGUUGCCAGGUCUGCUUCACAUUCAUCCGUGUCUACAAAUUAAAAGGCCGGAUCCGUUAUCAAUACGCGGGCACUCACGGGAAGAUAUAUCUGCCAUACGUGUUUCCUGAGCUUCCAGAUGGCAACACCCCAAACUUGGAUGCUGAGGUCAGAAACGAGAUACUCAAGAUUCUAACAGAAGAUUUUCAAGAAGGCUGGACGCAGAAACAUAAAGGCCGACAAGUCUCGGAUAGCACAGCUGCAUCGUUCAUGACAUCAGACGACGAGGAGUCUAAGAGGGCUGUUGACGAAAGCGAAUCCACUUCAUCUUUACGAAUGACAUUCUAA